Dioscorea cayenensis subsp. rotundata (Guinea yam) is the source of this 1634-nucleotide messenger RNA. RefSeq lists its product as uncharacterized. The transcript is spliced from 8 exons. The record is from RefSeq and is a predicted model, not a curated record. NCBI's taxonomy places the organism in Eukaryota, Viridiplantae, Streptophyta, Magnoliopsida, Dioscoreales, Dioscoreaceae. Bases 191 to 1471 code for a protein of 426 amino acids.
UUGAAUUCUAAACAGGCUUUUGUUAUGUUCUGUUUCUAGAAACAUUGCAUAUAUACCAAGGAUUUGGUGAGUGCCUUAAGACUUCAUCUUUAGGUUCUUUAUAUAUUACUGUAAGUUUUUAUAUGUAUCAAGGAUUACUCGGUAGACUUUAUCAGCUUAACGCAUAUUCUCUAUUUUGUCUUGCUUGAAGAUGCUGCUGUCGAACUUCAUGAUCACAAGAGUGAAAGAGAUGGUGAUUUUCUUAGUGUUGCUUUACAUCGCGUCGAGCAGUGCAGUAGUGGUUGGCAAACAGAGCAAUCCAUUUCCAGGGGAAGAACUUCAAGUGGAGGCCAAACUCAGACUGCUUAACAAGCCUUUUGUUAAAAGCAUCCAGAGUGAAGACGGAGAUAUUAUAGAUUGUGUCGAUCUCUACAAGCAACCAGCAUUAGAUCAUCCUCUGCUGAAGAAUCACUCUAUCAGGAUAUCUCCCAGCUUUGAUCCAACAAAUGGUGAUUCUUCUACUCCGUUGAUACUGAACUACUCACUUCCGUUCUCUCAAGUGUGGCGCAGAAGUGGAAGCUGCCCAGAUGGUACCAUUCCAAUCCGCAGGGUUCUGAAACAUCACUUGUUGAAUGCUUCCUCCCUUGAAAGAUAUGGGAAGAAAAAUACAAAUGUGAUCACGAAACGUGAUUUUCGCAUGCUAGAACAUACAUUUGCAGUGGGAAUAGAAAAUUAUCACACUGCUGCAGCACUAAUCACUGCAGGUUAUAGCUACAUUGGGGCGAAAGCGGACAUUAACGUGUGGAAUCCUCGUGUUGAAGCUGAUGACGAAUAUUCCACUGCUCAGAUUUGGCUGAGAAAUGGACCUUUUAAUAACUCUGACUCCAUUGAGUUUGGAUGGAUUGUUAAUCCUUCAGUUUAUGGAGAUAGGCAAACCAGAUUAUUCAUAUACUGGACAAAUGACUCUGGGAAGUCAACCGGUUGUUUCGACCUCCUAUGCCCUGGUUUUGUUCAGGUGAACAAAGAUAUACUCCUUGGUGGCACUAUCUAUCCUACAUCUGCAUUCCAUGGACAACAGUAUCACAUCUCCUUGGAAGUUGUCAGGGACUUCGACCAGAAUGUCUGGUGGCUCAUCUCAAGCACCGACAACAUAAUGAUCGGUUACUGGCCGUGUGACAUCUUUAGCUACUUGUACAACAUAGCUGUGAUUGUGGAGUGGGGCGGUGAUGUCUACAGUCCGAGGAUGCAUCAAGAACCUCACACCGCCACGGCAAUGGGAAGCAGUAAUUUUGCCUCUGAUCACUGGAGCUUUGCUUGCUUCAUCCACCAGCCAAGGAUAAAGGACUACUCCAUGACUUACAAGUACCCUUAUCCUUCGUUCCCUUUCACGCCAGACGUGAACUGUUACAGCGGAGAGAACUACGCUGAAACGCUCUUCACAGAGCCAUUGUUUUACUUCGGUGGUCCUGGUCGGAAUCUCUACUGUCCAUGAACUAGUUCAACUCCCAAAACAGAAUAAAAACAAUUCAGGAAAACAAUUUAUGCUUUGAAGGACUUGAUCCUCCACUGUUGCUGUUGCUGGUACUGGUACUACUUGCAUUGAAUCUAUCUUGUUCUUCAUUUAACUUUACAAAAUGAGAUGAAUUCAUGUACUC